UAAUCCUCCAAAUAAAUGAGUUUUAAAAGAGGAGAUGUACGCCAUGACUUCGAAGCCUAGUGUCCAUAUAAUAAGAAACAUUAAAUGCCCUUCAGUAAAUUGUGGUUCCACAUUACCAAAGGAUGCAAAGACAAGAGAGAAAAGGGUAUUCUUUACAAUCUAUUUAGGUCAUAAAUAUGACACUUGCCCAUAUAAUUGUUUACAUAUCAUUAUUAAAUCUGGAAUGGAGAGACAUAUUGCUCAAUGUAGAUAUAACUAAUUGGAUACAAAAAAGGCAGAGGAAGCUGAUUUAUUCAAAGAAAUGCAACUUGUUGCUGCUCAAUAAUUCAGCAACAAUCCUCCCGAAAAGAGUGUCCCUUAAAUUUAAUAAUAAUAAUAAUAAUAAUAGAGUAAGCAUUAUAAUAAACCUCAAAAUGAAAUCCCAGAUUGGAGAAGGGCUUUUGAGGGAGACAGCGAUCUUGAAGACGACAUUAAAGAAAUCAAUGAAAUCAGCUAUCAAAAUUACGAUGACGAAUUAGAUGAUUCUUUUAAAAUUAAUAAAUCCUCAUCAGUCUUCUCCAGAAGUUUCUAGUCAUCUGCUGCAAAGGAGAAGCAAUAAAAUGAUGACAAUGAUAGUUAUUAUUAUUGAAAC
Molecule: messenger RNA, 631 nt
Organism: Paramecium octaurelia
Lineage: Eukaryota; Ciliophora; Oligohymenophorea; Peniculida; Parameciidae
Source: the annotation of a GenBank genome assembly